GUUGUGCGACAUUCUCCCUUUGGCCACUUUCCAAUUACUUUUAUUUUCCUCUUCAUCAUUGGUCGCCUUGGAGGCCGCUCUCUUCCCGCGCGGGCACUCCGGGGGAGGGGCGGGCCUGACAGGGCAUUGCUAAGCGACAAAGACGCGCGCGGGGUCAGCCCGGUGAGGGAGCGGAGCUGGCGGAAGCGCUCAGGUAGCUGCGGGAUGGACCACAGUCUGCCAAUUUUCUCCAUCCAAGACAGCCCCUUUGAGGAUAGUCCCCUGGAUCAAAGCCACUACUGGCCGUCCCAAAGCCAGACCUGGCACCCCAAGACCCUGAGCCCAUCCAGGUCCCGGGGGUCCAGGCCCCCAGAAGCUCCCAAAGCUCUGGCCACAGGUCCCAACUCCUCUGAACUGUUUGAAGAGUCCUGGCCAUCCAGCUCAGGGACCCCUUCCCCACCCAGCACCACUGAAGGACAGAUGGGAGCCUCCCAACCACCCACCCUGGUUGACAGCAGGGAGUCCGUGGUGGCCAAGUACAUAAACCGGUUCCGCCAGGCUCAGCCCACAAGCCGAGAGGAACGCCAGCCUGCAGGCCCAACCCCAGCUGACUUUUGGUGGCUACGGCCUAAAUCUCCAGACACCCCCAGUCAACUUGCAGCAGCAGGAGCCAGUGAACCAGAAGGAAGACCCAACACAGCAGUCCCAACUCUUGCAAAGGUGGCCAGCGCAUCUCAGGCUAAGGCUGUGGCUCCCCUUGAGGAAAUGAAACAGAGCCUCAACACAUGGAACUCAUCCCUGCUGGACCUGGAGACACUGAGCCUACAGAGCAGAGCUGCCAGGCUGCUCAAACGCAGCAAGGCCUCCAUCUCCUCCUCCUCACUCAGCCCUAGCGAUACCAGCAGCUCCUCAUUCCCCGUCAGCUCUGAUGGCCUCUCUCCCUUCUCCGCGACCUUCACCCCUGACUCCAGCAAGGGCUCUGACCACAAGGCACAUGUAACACCAGCACCUGCCCCCAUCCCUGCUCCAGCCCCGGUCUCCUCCCAGGCACCCCUGCGUCCAGAGGAUGAUAUUCUGUACCAGUGGCGGCAGCGGCGGAAGCUUGAACGGGCUCGAGGAGGGCAGGGUGAUGGAACCUGGGUACUACCCCGGACUCCUUCCCUCACCACUCUAGUGAGACAGGGGAGGGAGGAGGCUGAGGGGGCUGGAGGGAGGGAUGCUAAGGGAAGUUGGAGGAAGGGGAAGCCAGAAGGGGACCGAAGAACCCUCUGUCCUUUCUCUCCCUCUCAGGUCCCUGCCCCCGUUUGUCUACAGGCCCUUCCUGCCCCUGCAGAGACCCUUGGCUCCCUGGGAACCCAGCCUACCUGUGUCCCACAUUGGGCCAGUGUGGCCCGAUCGGGGCCCCUGGAGGCCUUCUAUAUGGAGAGGCCUCCUAUUCCCCCAGGGUUCCCUCCACACAUCUUUUGGGGCCCCAGCCCCCAUGGGUUCUUCUGGGCCCCGCAGUCUGGUCCCUGCGUAUCUCUCGGGGCCAUUCCUCCCAUGCCCUGUACCCCUGCGCCUCCGGCUGCCACCUCGGCACCCGCAGCCUCCACCCUCCCGCCCCCAGCCGCCCCCCAGGAUCCACCCACUCCUGCUCCAAGCUGCCGGGCGCAGCCCGAGAAGCAGGGCCCCAAGCCUCGGAGUAGCGGAGGCCCGCGCCAGGAGUCCGCUGGGACAGUCGUGGCAGCUGACGAGGGGCCUGGCCCGCAGCUCAGAGGCGCCCUGGGCCAAGUAGUAUCCGCUCGGCUCUUCCCGGACAGCCUGGAGGACACGCCCCCUCACCUUGAGGGCCCACCUCUGCCCGAGGCUGAAUCUCUGAAAGUCAAGGCCACACACCCCCAAACCAAGAUUGCGCCACCUCGCUCAGAGGUCACUCCCCCUGUAUCUGGAUCACGAUUUCCCAGAGCACAGACUCCGCCAGGUCGGUCUAAAGCCGAGUCUCGGAAAGCCCAGGCCACGCGCCCCCUAGCGGUGUGGGAGCCUCGGAAAGACAAAGACACUCCCUUGGCUGAAGCUGGGUAUCCGCCGCCCAAGGUCCCGCCCCCUCCAGCUGAGGAGGCGUCCCCUGGCCCCGAGGCCCCGCCCCCUCCCUCCAAGGCGGAGCCUCUCGAGGAGGUGGCUACGCCCCGGUCCGCUGCUGAGCACGCCCCCUCAGGAGAUCUGCUCUGCCAGGCUGCCCGACUUCUGGAGGCGGCAGAAGGUGGGCUGAUGUGCGUGGCUGUCCGCAUCUGGAUGGCAGUCCAGCACCUUACGAGUCGACCUCCUGGCGCUCGCCUUUCUCCCCCUAGACUCCGACGGCAGCGAGUUCCAGGACGACCCGGUACUUCAGUUGCUAAGAAUUCAGAGGGCCGAGCUGAGACGGCAGAAAAGGUGACCAUCACCGGGAUCUACAACACCCCGUUCCCAGAGCCAUCCAUCAUCCCAGACCCCAAUCCUGAGCACAUAACCUCAGCCUCUACUACCCUGGCUUUUUUUGCAGGGAAGUGGACGCCCAACUAUCCCUCUUACUGUAGCACACUGAAGACUCAGGGACUUGGUCUCCUCUAACCAGGUCGCCCCCCAGGUCCCCAGGAAGGCGGCCGCAGAGGGGAGGAGCUUCUCUUGAGACCAGGUGGCGCUGAAUUGUACAACUUAUGUUUUUCCCAAUAAAAUUUUUUUCAUGUUA
Mirounga angustirostris (Northern elephant seal) is the source of this 2683-nucleotide messenger RNA. It is a transcript of the gene PROSER3, whose product is annotated as proline and serine rich 3. The coding region runs from base 205 to 2565 and encodes 786 amino acids. Lineage: Eukaryota; Metazoa; Chordata; Mammalia; Carnivora; Phocidae. The record is from RefSeq and is a predicted model, not a curated record. The transcript has 8 exons.